AUGGUUCCUUACAAUGUCGAGAAACCAGUUUUUGUAGAGACAAAUUUGGGCACCCGUUUUGUUGCUGUUGCUCAUCUUGAUAUCACAGUCAAGGACUUCAAGAGAGAACUGGAAAAGACACAUAUGAAUUGCUUCCCAGAAUUCGGAAGAAUUAGAGUUAAUGCACUAAUGGUGCAGCUAAAAUCACACCUUUACCAUCUAGGCGAGUCAUUUCCCCUCAAAUAUGCUUUUCACGACUCAAAGGGCACUCUGUUUCUCCAAAUGGAUGUGCAUCCAUUUAAUUUCAAGAAUACUAAAGUUUGUCAAAAUAUGAACUCUGCAGCUAAUAUGGACUCUGGUUCAGUUAUACCGCAGCGAAAACGCCUAACGUAUGAAGGUAACAAAAAGAGAAUUGAAAAUAAAAGAAAGGAGGUCGAUAUAUGGAAAUAUCCCUUCAUUAGAUCUUCAUUCUUGAUAUUUUCCUUAAUCAUAAAAAAGAAAAAGAAAACCAGAAGGAUUCAAAAGGACACGAUUCUGGAGUCCCGUAACGAAAAGGCUUCAGAAUCAGCAUCUGUUUCGGGAAUUAUCGAGAAAUAUUUUUCGGAUAAUGAUGAGGUGGCCUCCACUCCUUUCAGCAGGUACUACAGAAACUCGAACUUUCAGCCUGGCGUAAUAAUAUCACAAAUGAAGGGCCAUAUAAAUAAGCCCGGUUAUGAAUCAUCCAAAAAGCCCGAAGUUGUCAGGAUUGCAAAGUGGCUUCGCGUGCCUGGAUACAAUAUUGUGAGGCGGCAUCGGCGGCUUGACGUGACCCGCCUGCACGCUGAACCACCAGCUAAAUACGGUGGCGGAUCUGGGUCGGAGGGUUUGGGCGUCCAGAGGAUUCGCAGUCAAGUAGCGGGGUUUGACUUCAAGAGCAGGUUCGUCUCCGGUGCGAGGGUAUGCGGCCGGAGCGACGAGAGAGUGCAUCUGGAGCAGGCGUUUGGGUUUGGGUCUGGCCGGGACGGGCCUCAAAGCUGCGGUUCGUGUUGA
Molecule: messenger RNA, 1008 nt
Organism: Striga hermonthica
Lineage: Eukaryota; Viridiplantae; Streptophyta; Magnoliopsida; Lamiales; Orobanchaceae
Source: the annotation of a GenBank genome assembly